GUUAAAUUUGGUAACUUGUAGUUCAACCACGGCCUGUGCUUUAAAAGCAGCUGGCUGCUUUAGGGCCUGUUAGCAGCUGCAGCUGUGCUAGCAGGCUGGUUCAGAGAGGAGAGGCAGGGUUGAAUACUGAUGCGUGGCUGACCCAAAUGCUGGGGCAGGCCUGGGCAUUGUGAGGUUUCCUAGGGAUUAGUGUCCUGCUCUGGACAGAUGAGUUGAAGAGUCAGGACAGAGCUAGCUGCAGCAGGACCACUUGUGUGCUGGUUAACUGGUCUGACUCUCUUAGAGAUUGAAGGGCCAGUCCACCCUGGCCCUGCACUGUGUAUCGUCAGUUACACCGGUGCAAAAGUGGCUGCUGGAUCAGAACUGUCCCCUUGACACCAGCACACCCGCUUUGCACAGGGGUGAUCGCGGGACCGGGCAGGGCAGGGCCAGGAUGGGGCGUUGAGUCUGCAGCCAGCUUAAAUGUUUAGUCUGGUUAAACAAUAGACCCACUGAUGCAGCUGUGGCCAAAGCUCAGCCCGGGAACUGCAGCCCCCAGCUUGCAAUGCUCUAUCCCUGAGUGGCCAGGCCCGGGCUCGGUGGGACGCAGCAAGCGAUGGGCUGCUCCCUGCAUUGCAGCUGGAAGGCUUAUUUUCCUUUUAUAAUUUAAUCCCCCCCCCCCCCGCUCCACUGAUUAGCUCCAGUCACAGGGUGCUCCAGGGCCUGGCCAGGGCAGGGCUGGCAUAGGAUGAGCAGGCUUUGUUGUAGAUACCGGGUAUGUCUUUCGCUCGGCAGGGAACCAGUUGACAAGGUUGGGUGGAAGUUAACAGCCCAUCAGGUUGGAUGGCAGGGCUGGGGGAGCGACAGACGGUCAGGAGGUGCCAUUGGUGGGGGAUGCGGAUGUGGGACCCUGAUUACUGCAGAAUUGUGGAUCUCAAGGGAGGAAACUUCACACAUGGCUGUCUCCUUCUCCAAGGCACCAAGCCGACACCCGGACAGACUGGGUGCCUUACAAGUGUGGCAGGAGAAUGGCCUCUUUCCUGUCUCCAGGGAGGGUUUGAUGGUGGGCAAUGCAGGGAGGAGAUGGGGUGGGGGGGCGUUGUGUGCUGAUGCCCAGGAAGGGCCAGUCUGGAAGCCCCGGUGCAGGCUACGUGGGACAGCACAACCCGCCUCCCCUGGUUUAGUGGUGAUGCCAGAGCACAGCUCUGGCCUAGCUAGGGUCUGGCCAUCGCCCCUGUGAGCACCUGGCCAGCUGGCUCCUGUGCAGCCCCCUUCCACCUGCCACAUGCAGUGGCCACAGUCCCCCCAUCUCCCUCCUGCUGUGGGCCGCUCUCUCUUCUCAGUGGUUUCAGAGUAGCAGCCAUGUUAGUCUGUAUUCGCAAAAAGAAAAGGAGUACUUGUGGCACCUUGGAGACUAACAAAUUUAUUAGAGCAUAAGCUUUCGUGAGCUACAGCUCACUUCAUCGGAUGCAUCCGAUGAAGUGAGCUGUAGCUCACGAAAGCUUAUGCUCCAAUAAAUUUGUUAGUCUCUAAGGUGCCACAAGUACUCCUUUUCUUCUCAAUGGGGCGCACUGGAAAGGUCCGGGGAUGCUCGGUAGGCUACAGCCAGCAUAAGGCCUCGAGGUGGCUUCAUGCUGCAGCUGGAGAUGCAAAAACCCUCCAUCGCCACCCCCCAGCCAUGGGGCAGCUGAGCCAGGAUCAGGGUAGCCCUGGCCUGCACUCAACUGCUUUCCCCGGGGGUGACUGUGUGGGGUGGCCCGGGCAGGGCUAGGUCAGUUCUGCCCACUCAAGGGCAGCCCAUCCGGUGCAUGGCCCAGCCGGGCAGGGGUGAAGCCAAGGGAAGCUGGUGCCAGGCAGCCCCCCUCCUCCUCCCCAGUUUAGCAGAAGACGGAGGCUGUGCAAGGCAAAGCCACCUCCCCUCGGACUCCAGAGGGUUAAUGGGCUCCCUGGCCUGGGGGCUUGUUCUCACUCCCCUGCCCAAUCCAGGGAUGCCUCGCUGUAAUUGAGCCCUCGCCAGAUCAAAGGCUCCAAUCGCGCAAUCAACACCCCCCUCUUGCCUGGUGGCUGCAGACGCCCUUUGGAGAGCUGGGCGCCGGCACUGCGCUUUGUCUGCCCGGCCCGGUCCGGUCCGGCCCGGCCCAGCCCAGCCCAGCCCAGCCAUGGGGCCGGCCCCUGCCAAGGCCCGGUUUGCAGCUGGCCUCCUCUGGGCGCUGCUGGGCGCGGCGCUGGGGAGCCGGCAGGAGCUCUCGCUUUUGAAAUCCUUGGGCCUGAACGCCAAGCCGACCCCCAGGGCCCCGACCCCCAGGGCCCCGGCCCCGGUGCCCUCCGUGCUGUGGCGGAUCUUCCAGCGGCGAGCGCAGCCUUCCCCCGGGGACACGGCGCCGGGCCGCGCCUGCAGGGUGGAGGAAUUUAAUGUGCCUGGGAACAUCAUCCGUGUCUUCGCUGACCAAGGCCACUUCAUUCACAGUAGGGAGCCCAAGACUUUCCUGUGUCUGGAGAAACGUCUGUACUUUAAUUUCUCUGUGUUGGAGGAGGGGGAGCAACUGACAAUGGCUCAGCUGGAGAUCAACUUCAGCCACAACUCCUAUCACACUUCCAGUGGCAGGCAGGUCUUUGAGCUGCGGCUGUACCAAGCCCUGCAGAUGUCUCUGCGGGGAAUGUCCUCCCACAUGUACAACCACAAGCUGCUGGUGGCGCAAUCCUUCGCACAGCUGCACAAGUCCCUCCUCUUCAACCUGACCGAAGUGGCAAAGGGCUGGAGAACCCCCAGCAAGAACAUGGGCUUGAUCCUGGAGAUCUCUGUGGGCAGCAGGGACGGCACCUUGGCCUUGCCGCCCCGAAGGCUGCAGAACCUCUGUGCCAGCAUCGACUCCUUCCUCGACACCUCGCUGUUGGUGGUAUCCCUCAGUCAGAAGCAGUGCCAGGCCUCCAGGAAGAGGCGAAGCUCCUAUUAUACCCCAGUCACCCCAAGCAACCUCUGCAAGCCGAGGCGGCUCUACAUCAGCUUCAGUGACGUGGGCUGGGAGAACUGGAUCAUUGCGCCGCAGGGAUACAUGGCCAACUAUUGCCUUGGGGAGUGCCCCUUCCCACUGACAGCAGAACUCAACAGCACCAACCACGCCAUCCUCCAAACCAUGGUGCACUCUCUUGACCCAGAAGGAACCCCCCAGCCCUGCUGUGUCCCAGUGAGGCUGUCCCCCAUCUCCAUCCUGUAUUACGACAACCAUGAUAACGUGGUGCUGAGACACUAUGAGGACAUGGUGGUUGAUGAGUGUGGCUGCAGAUAAUGGAGCUGCUGGUCGAGAUGUGAAUAGGGAAUCGAAUGGGUCUCAGAGAACGGUCAACGGCUGGAGUAACUAGGAUUUUUGGUUGAUGUAAUAGGUCAAAACGUAUUAAAUCUCCUUCAUGUGGGUGGGUAGGGACCCUCCCCUCCAUCCCUUGGUGCAGUUAAUGGCAGAACUACCCCUUUGAUGCAUAGUGGCAAAAUGCAGCCGCAAGGGGAAGCUCUUGGCUUCUGGCAUCAAGAGGAUAAUGCAGUUUGGGAUUCUAAUGUAAUGCUGAUUGGCUGGAGGCAUCAGGCUUCCAAACUCCUACCUGCUGGUGGCUUCAUCCACGUGGAGCCUUGCUGGGAACCUGGUGAAAUCUAAUGCCGAUAGUCUGAGCCUCUCCCCCUCCCUCCUCAUGCCGCCCAAGUGCUGAGCAGAGGAUGGUGGCAUCAGCUUGUUAGUCCCUGCACUCCUCUCCCUGUGCCGCCAUCCUCGGUUCUGACCUGGAGGCAUUGUUUUAUGGCUGGAGCUGGUGCCCAUGACAUUGAAGAAUGAGUUCUGCUGGCUCUUCAGUGCCCCAUAGGCCCCGCACCCUUAGCUUGCCCACGCUGGUAGGAACAGCAGCACCGUCCCCGUUGCUCUAAGGAGUAGCUCAGCUGGAGUCUCAGCUUCUUGAGCUAAAUGACACGAGCUUAGCAUGGAUUUAUUUUUCCAGAACAGGAAGACAAUUUGGCUAAAUUCUACCUUCUUUCUAGUGAGUGAAGAAAUGACCAGGCCUUUCUACUCCACUGGCUUGUACUGCAACUAAAAUAUCACCUCUGCCUUGAGCCUGCUAAUGCAUUGCUCUUAAAAGGGCAUUACUGGUACCAGCUAUUAGAUGCCAGGGCAGAGAAGGACAGUGGGGCCUGGGGAAGCGAAGUGACGCAGGGUGAAGAGGUACGUUCUCAGACUGAGAGUACUCUCACCAGAACAUCCUACCAAUAUAAAACAUACCUUUUUUGUGGUGAAGAUGUAGCCUAAGAGGUCAGGCUCUGGCUUUUGAAUAAUGCAAGAAGCCUGGCUUGGAAAAUUUAGCCUAAAUUUGUAUAAGGAGCCAUCAAUUUUGGGUGUCCAACUUGAUGGAGGGGUGCUGACUUGUUGCAGGAAAAAAAAUCCCAGUGGCCAAACUAUUUCAAAACAAAUUAAAGAAUUAAUUGAUUCUUUAAAAGUAUUACAUGUUACCCAUUGAGCGUGAAUCUAGUCGAUGGCUGGCAAUCAGGCAGAUGGCUGCAGAAAGCAGUAGAAAGAUGAAUAGACAAGGUCUCCUUUAAAAAAAAAAAAGUUUUCACCUUGAUUAUUGUCAGAGUUCCCUCAGUAAUAGGGACAGAAAACUAUUCCCUGCCUCCUAAUAAUUAUCUUAAGCCAUGUUGCACUAGAUAAGCAGCCAAUACCUAAACAACAUCCUAGUAAAAAAUAUGGGGGGAGGAGGGGUGUAGAGCAGUGGCUUGCGCAAUUAUGUAAUGCACUAGCCUGUCACCCGUGGAGCAGUGAGGACUUGGCUCAGUGAAAGUAGCUUAAUAGUCUCAUUUUAGCACGAUUCCAGCUGACUCCAUAAGGGUUUAACACAGUUUGUAGCAGAACCUAUGGUUACUUAGUUCUUUACUUAUUGCACUGUUGAAACAGAUUGUGUGUGUUAAGGCAUCAGUGGUAUGUCCAAUAGACCUGCUAGACCAGCAAUGGUAUUGUGAAAGGCAGGUCAAGUUUGCUAUAUCAAGUCAGUUGGGUGAGGACCCUCUCCCUCUCUCCAACACUUAUGAAUGAAUUGCUGAAGCUGCCUGUCCUCCAGCUGAGGUAGGAGAUGAAAAACAGGAAAAGGGAUGACUUUAGUACAGAAUUUCACAGGGAUCCUUCACAGCUGCAAUGCUCAGGCUGAAGUCCAGAGGAGCUGGGGCAGUUGAAGUUUUAGUAGGUCUCCACCUACACUACCAAGAGCCAGCACUGUUCCGAAAGUAAAACCAGCCAAGUUAUUAGCUAGGACCAAGGGAUAGGUGGCUGAGGGAUGGCCUGUUUUCUUCAAAGUGGGAUUCAUGUUAAAAUAAGAUUGGGGGGCUGGGGAAUGUUUGAAGUCUUAAAGUAGCCAUGCUUGAAGCCUGGGCAAAGUUGCCAGCUCAUUCCAGUCUUUAAAGUCAUCAACCACAGCUGCUCAACUGAAGCAGUCAUGUGACUUGAGUAAUCCCUACCAGUGCAACUUUCCUUCCCUUCCAGCUGAAAACUUCUUAAAUCUGCCCCUUGCACUGAAGUGUUUCUCUGUGACUGAAUUUUAGACAAGUUAACAUAGCAGAAACACCCCCCCACACACACACACACCUUCCAAAGGCACCAAGCACUGAACCUCCCCUUCUUCUGGUGUAGCUAAAAGAAUAAGAACAUAGCAGUUGCUAGCUACCGCUACUUUACAAGUCAUGGGGCCCUACACUUUAGAGGUUGCCGCUGUGCACAGAUCUAUGUGGGGAUGUCAAACUGGAGUAAAGUCAAAGUAAAGUUUUGCCUUUCAGUGACAAAUACAGGACAAUUUUAAUUGCACUCUUUUUUGGGGGGGAAGAUAAGAAGCAGCAAGGAAUCUGAAUUAGACUUGGAACUUUUUUUUAAAUGUCAGUCAGAUUGAAACUAGUGGAGAAUUGGUUUUUUUGUAUCUACCUUGUAAUGUGUCUUGAUAGAAAGGUUUCACUAAGUAUUAACAGGAAAGACCUUUGUCCCUAUGGGGAAACUAAAAGGUUUAUCCACUUAUUUUAAAUUAAUUUGCAGACAGUGUCCUUUCGCUACCCUACACAAUGAAUGUGCUGUGCUAAUGGAUAUACCCAAAUCUUUGUUGAACAGGAGCAAGUAAGGCUGAGUACUUUAAGGCUACCACAGUUCCACACAGGUGACCUACUAUUAUACACUAACAUUUUCAGGUAUCCUCUGCACUGCAGUUUAGGAAGCUAACUGAUUCACAGACAUAGGCUACUGUGGUUUGUAAGACAUUUUACCCCCUAUUAUUCUGUACAGUAAACAAGAACUACAUCAAAAUCUAGCAUCUAAUUCCUUCAUUAAAUGUUUGAUGCUAGUCAGAUUAGUGACUAUGGUUUAUAACUACCACCAGUAACUCAAGUUUAUAAAAUAUUUAAGAUAUGUCAAUUUCUUCUGAAAAAACUAGAAAGUAACAGUGACAGGCUCAAAAAUCUGAACUGCUAGUGUUUCUUUUUAAAUACUUACCCUCACCUCUUAAUGUGGAGUUAAUUCCCGGAAUUAAACAAACUUGAAUUUCUAAGAAAAGGGAUUUUAGCUUUUGUUAUACUGAGUGUUUUGAAAAAUUAGUCUACAGCAGAUCAAGGAACUCAAAGCUCAGUUCAUUUAGGCCACACUUGUGAGGGAGGUUUUUGCUUUCCAUCUAAAUCUUCACUUGCAUUUACCAAAGCACAAAGAGAUGAAUGAUUAAUGGGCUCUGUCCUAUCUACUGUGCAGUCCAAACAAUUAGAGGAUUCUCACAAUAGCAGAAAAAGACAGCUAUAACCAUGUGCAAUACUUUGUGGACCAGAGUGGACACAUGAAAUAACUACUUCAGUGAUCACAGACCCUCUGAAGAUGUCAGUGCACUAAUAUGAAACAUGCUCACAACAUCAGCAGCCUGCUAUACUAAGCUGAGCUUGUGCUUCAGUCAGAAAGCAGUGUGAAAAAGUUUACUGUAUUUGUACCUUAAAUAGUGCUACUUUCAAAUACUUGACUGCUGUACCAAAUGCAGUUGGUGGUGUCAAGACUGGGCCUAUCAAUCUAAACUAUUAAGUCAGCAUGUAUGAGCUGAACUUUUUAUUAAAAGGACUUAUUCAGUUACUAUGUUGUCUCAGAUUUACCACCAGAGCCAUGAUCAGAGCAAAUCUGAGUUUUGAUGAGUGACAGCUGCCCACUAAACAUGCAAAGUUGGAAACUUGAAAGGGGGCCAGAUGAAAGCCUUAAAAGGGUCUUGCUGUUACUUCCAGUGGGUUUUAUGCAAGAAAGUAUUCCCAGCCUGGAAGAAGUAAGCUCUAGCCAUCAAUAUUUAAAAAAAAAAAAAAAUCAAGCUCCUCUAACAGCCUUUCAUAUAAAGGGGAACUGACUACUGCCAUAUAACCAUGUAAUAUCAAUGCAUGGGCACAGAAUGCCUCAGUGGGUUUCUAACCAUUCCUAUGGCAUGCACAUGUCUGGACAAGACCCAAAGGAGGGGGUACAGAUGGGGUACUUACCUUUAACAAACUUUUCAGUUCAUUUGCUUAUCCAUGUAUGUUAUAAACACACCACACUUUUGUACUAGUAUGUGUUAAAAUGUAAUAAACUUGAAGUUUAUACAAUCAAA
Messenger RNA from Dermochelys coriacea (leatherback sea turtle), 7593 nucleotides. It is a transcript of the gene GDF1, whose product is annotated as growth differentiation factor 1. Gene Ontology annotation, molecular function: growth factor activity; cytokine activity. Gene Ontology annotation, cellular component: extracellular region. Gene Ontology annotation, biological process: SMAD protein signal transduction; BMP signaling pathway. The coding region runs from base 2139 to 3266 and encodes 375 amino acids. The transcript is spliced from 2 exons. The record is from RefSeq and is a predicted model, not a curated record. Lineage: Eukaryota; Metazoa; Chordata; Testudines; Dermochelyidae.